Molecule: messenger RNA, 1292 nt
Organism: Mya arenaria
Lineage: Eukaryota; Metazoa; Mollusca; Bivalvia; Myida; Myidae
Exons: 2
Coding region: 97-879 (260 amino acids)
Cellular component (GO): mitochondrion
Source: RefSeq, a predicted model, not a curated record
UAUGGCGAUAUCUCAAUGUUGUUUGUUGAGAACCGUUUGUUGAUCGUCUGUAAUUUCUAACUAUUUUAACUGCAUUGACCUUGAAACAGAGUAAAAAUGAAACAGUUAUUUUUAAAUAACUAUCGAGUUACGCUUAAAAGCAGAUUACUAGUACGUUCAGUUUCUCAAUAUGAUAAAGCAAAGCAGUUUAACUUUGUCAGAAACAAAAUAAUGCUAGUUAUGAAGAGAAACUACGCUGCCUAUAAACCGCCUAGAAAGUUUAGAAAAGAUCUGUUGCCAUUUGAAAAGUCGUUAGACAGCAGUUCAACAAUGACUGCUUUCCAGUGUCACACAUGGGGGCGGAAAGCAUUUGUGGUGUCUUUUGCUGGUGUUUUUCUGGGUGUAACUUUACUAAAUAUGGCCGAGUUAACUUAUAAAAUUCUAGAACAAAUUGAUAAACAAAGAACAUAUAAAGAUGAGAAUGACUAUCCAUGGUUUUACUGGUGGAAACAUUUUGAUGUAAAUCUGGGUAGCGCGCCAAUGAGGAUUGGCUUGACAGCAUUUGUUUUCAUAUUUGCUGGUGUAGUGUUCGUGUAUUCCAUGGUGAUGCCUGCACGAGUUGUGCGAGAACUUACUCUACUCAAGGGAGGCCAGAAAAUGUUAAUAGAGACAUAUGGACCAUUUGGCUUUCAUAGAUCCUUUGAGGUGCCAUUGAGAGAUGUGUCUGCUGUAUGGGGUCCUAAAAUGGUUGAACAGGAAAAAACUAUGCCUCUUAAGGUGAAAGGAAAACGCCUCUUUUUCCAAGUGUAUUUAGAUGAAGGAAAAAUUACAAACAAGGAUUUAUUUGAUCAUUCUGUUGCAGUGCAAAGAUUCGAAGUGAGAGGAAAGCUUGAAAAAUGAUUACUAUCUAUAACAUUUUAAACUUGGUAUUGAAACAAAUACAAAGUCCAAACUCACAAUGUCGAUCUCUGAUAUCUCGUUUUUCUGUUGAGUCAAAACUUUUUACUCAGUCCAAAAUGUAUUCCUUCUUUUUCUAUAUAAAAUAAUUUUUGUUAUGUCGAUUUUUCUAUCUUGAUUUUUUUCGCUAUGUCGAAGUCAUAUUUCAGUCCCUCUGGUCGAAUUUCACACUUUUUCUGUGUUCAUUGUGUCGAAAUGCUGAUCGAGCGAAAUAAUGCAUGAUGGUUUGCGGCAUGUCUCUUAAUUACCGAGCGUGUCAAAAUAACAAAAUGUGAUAAUUUGGAGUUUACUUGGUAAAUGUGAAUAAUUAAUGUUGUUUGUUUAUGGUUUUGAUUAAAGAGACAUUUAUUACUCAA